Molecule: messenger RNA, 1107 nt
Organism: Nakaseomyces glabratus
Lineage: Eukaryota; Fungi; Ascomycota; Saccharomycetes; Saccharomycetales; Saccharomycetaceae
Gene: ERD1
Product: Erd1p
Cellular component (GO): membrane; cytoplasm
Source: RefSeq, a predicted model, not a curated record
AUGAUAAUACUGGAAGAGGAGAAAGAAAGUAUCUCUCUGCUGCGAUAUUUGGUAAACGUUCCACCUGCGCAACUAAUAAACGUUCUGCUUUUGUUGGCAGCAUUUUUAUGGGCUUGGAUAGUCAGAUUCCUACUGCGACAUAGUAUUGAUAUUGGUGCUGUGGUACAAUUGAGUCACCCUUGGGAUCAAUUUGCGGCUAACAAUGCAAGAUUGAAAACUCAAAGCACAAGGUUUACAACUUAUUUGGCGAGGGUUAUCCUGCCGUUGACAUUAUUAACUAACAUAUUGCACAGCUAUAUUGAGGAAAACAAAGAUGCGAAUGCGCUAGUUGUGCUAAUGUACACACUACUACCUUUAGGUCAGGCAGCAUUUCUUAUCCUCUCUAUAUUAAAGACCUGCGGAGUUGUAAGAUAUUGUGUGAAACGAUGUCUGGUCAUAGAAAGUAGCCCGCGAGCAUUGAGAAAUGUCUAUAUAUUGUUUUCUGAUACAGUGACUUCUUUUAACAAGCCCAUUAUUGAUUUUGCAUUAUAUCUGACAUAUUUGCUUGGUAUACAAAUAACGCAUUUUGACUUAUUCUUGGCGGUAAUACCCCCAUUAAUAAGACUGUGCCAAUGUCUGAAGGAGUACAAAACAACCAAGGAAUUUACUUUGCUAGCCAAUGCAUUAAAAUACUCAUGUCAUUUACCUGUAGUAUUAUGCCUGUGGUAUUCAAGAGUAUAUGGAGAUGAUUCACUGACUAUAAGGGACUACAACAUCUUGAAAGUCAUGAUGUUCAUACAGUCGACUUACUCUUACAUUUGGGAUGUUAGAAAAGAUUGGACUAUUACUUCUAUAUCCAGCAUUAGAUAUCAGAAGAGCAGAGUACUGUUCCCAAAAUUUUAUUAUCAUAUUGCAAUUGUGAUGGAUGGUAUUAUGCGCUAUUGGUGGCUAUGGAUUAUUAUUUUAGCCCCAUACGAUGUAUCUGGGAAGCCAACCGCACUUUUUUUUGAGAAAGAAGCACAAUUCAUCGAGCUAAUACGAAGGGCAGGAUGGGUGGUAUUUAAACUAGAAUCCGAGUACAGUACAAGAGAUAGUGAUGCGAUCAACUACCAAAAAGAAUCUAGGUAA